GCUGUCCGUCUAUCGUUUCUGGUCUGCGAUUGGCUGAGAGUGUCAGGGGGCGGCGUCUUGCGCGUGCGGUCAGUCAAGAGCGCAGGGCGGAUCAACGCGAGGCCGAGACACCGACACACGCGCGAGAAACUCUUGGAAAUCAACGGAAACGAGUCAUGGCGGAUCUGAGCUUGACCGACGCUCUGACCGACAGCGUUCCUCAUCCUGAAGUGGAGAACACGGUGAAGAGGGAUUUUAUGGCCUCGCUGGAGGCCGAGAGCUUCAACGAUCAGGUCAGAGAGACGGUGGACAAGACUAACUUCAUCCCACUGCUGGACAAUGAUGGGAAGGAUCCAGGUACAGUAGUCAAGAAUGGAAAGCAGGAAGUCCAAGGGACUCAAAACCCUGGUUUCUCUCAGCCUAGUGUAAUGUCAGUGGUGAUCACAGGUGAUGCUCCUUUCCAGACAGAAAGACCGUCUGGUGUGGCUGAAGUACAGGAGCCGCCAGCUUCUCAAGCCACCGAAGCCCCCAAAAUACCAUCUGAACCCCAGACAGCCACGACACCCAAGAGCCCACAGGACACAGCCGCAGGUGUCUUUGGUGACCGCUGGUCCGAUGAGGCCGGCAUUUCAUCUGACCUGCCCUUCACGCCCAGCGUUUCCACUGUUAUCAGUCGCCAUGCUGGUCCUCUGGUAGAAAGCCCACAUGACACAGCCAACCCUCAGUGGCCACCGAGAGAUAACUGGGCGGGAGAUGCAGAGGAAAGAGAAGGCGAAGGAUUUGACCAUAAGAAGGAAAAGAAGAAGAAGAAACAGAGACCCAGGGAAGAAGUGUACGACCACACAGAAAUGCAGAGCGAAAGUCUUUUACCCGACAGCCCCAAUCAGCCGUCCCCGUGUAAGGAACGGGACCUAGACAGAGGUUGGGAAGAUGGAAGCCACUUUGGUGGGAGAGUCAAGAAGCCGAAAAGCCGUAAGAAGAUUCCUGAGGAAUGGGCGAUCCAUGCAGAGCCCUUUGUCCCUGCUUCAGCCUGCGUGCCGCAGGAGUUCGCAACUGAUAUUUCCCAGUCACUCCUUGAAGACUACACCGAUGGAAGUCUCAUUCCUCUGUCUCUUACCCAAGAUCUUCUAUCCCUCACGGCCACUUCCCUACCAUCCACAGCACUUCUUGAACCUGCAAUGCCCUCUCCAAAGUAUCCCGGUCGAGCCCCCAAUAUAUCCCAUCAGCAUCCCUUGUCCACGUCAUCCGGAUUCAACGAAAUCAUCAUGGAAACAGAAGAUCCCAUUUCUUGCAGUCUCAGUGACACUCAGCCUUUCAGCUUUCCAUGUGUAACCUUGGAGGAAGCAAUGGUUGGACAAGAUCAGACCUACACCGCUUCCAUGGGCACCCAAGAGUCGCCAUUAAAAGAACCCCAGACGUCCACCCCUGGAAGCAUUUGUUUUUUACCACAGAUGGAAGCACUGAUCACGGCACCCCCGCUUUCUCCCUCUGGACCUUCAUGGUCUAUUAAUAACUACAAUCAACCCUUCGAUCCUGAAGGUGUUGCCUUUGAGACCUCAGCCCCAGUUUCUGAACCUUCGCCAAAGAGCAAAGCCCCAAAGGAACCAAAGUCCAAACAAGGCAAGAAGUCGUCUGGGUCAUCCUCAUCAAAGAGUCCAACCUCCCUUGAAGCAAAGUUGCCAUCUCCCCUGAAUUCUGGUCUAAAUCUGGCUGCUCCGCCCUUCUUCCCUACUUUUGCAGAACCUUGGGAGCCCACCGAAGAAACGCCCUCCACAUUGGAAGGUUUGUUGUGGACCUUUGGGAAGUGGAUCCACGUAAUGCAUGCCACCCCUCCGGGUUGGGACUGGCAGCACGGAGACCUCGGGGCACCGUCGAGUUUCGGAGGUGGCCUUCGGGCAACAGGGAUGAAGGACGAGGACAAGCUGUGCUUCUACGAGUCUCCUUCCGAGCUCAACAUCUCCGGGCGAGGAGCCGUUCCAACAAGCGUGUCUUUCGGCAGCACUGGAGACAGUCCGGAAAGCUUCUCGUCCUCGUCUCCAUCAGCUGUGUCUCCUGGAAGAUUCGCGGCUUGUACUGCGGACAACAAUGACAUGAUGCUUUUGGAAUCACCUGAGGGUCGCAAAGAGAAUCUGUCUCCUCUCGAACCCUCGAAACCAGCUCAGUUCUCCGGAUUGCUUCCGGAACAGAGUCCCAGUACAACGUCGCCCCGAACGCCUCCAAACUACUGCAUCAUUGGCGUGGUCAACGACAGCUACCUGGAUUGCGAAGACGAAUGGCCGAAGGCUGAAGGGUCGUCACACGAAAGUGAGGGCGAGGAAGACUUUGAGCCUUGCUUAAUGGGAAGAGCCAAGCAACAGAGGAAGGCGAUGAGGCGAGCGAUGUCCGAGUGUUCACACCUAUCUGUACCCGCCAGCCUCGAGCUCCCAGACAAGUAUCCCGGCGGAGGAGUCCUCGACAAUUUGCCGUCGCCCAUUGGAGGACCUCGUCGCCAGCACGCAGGGGCCAUGAAACGCUCUCUAACUGUUGCCGACGAUCAACCUCCGACCCCGCCGCCAUCACUAUCUGCUGGAGGCACCCGCAACGACCUACAUAACAUCGAACUACAUUUCCCCCCAUUCCCCGUACGCAAAGACCAAAGCAGCUUUCCCCACUCCCCUGUGGAGGACCUGUUGGAGGGACCAUUCAUUGACAAGGACCAAGGAGUCAUUUUACCCGUGCCGGUGACAACACAUGCCCUUAAUGGGACUGGAGACAAAACAGACACGAUUUCUAAGGCAUUUGAGGAGAAUCUGAGUUUAUAUAUGAAUGUGUUUUUUAACUGCUCUACUUGUUUCUUCAUACCAGAGAAGAACAAGCCGCAGGCGAACAAAAUAGACACUGUGCAGAAGAUUGAUGACUCCAAUGUUUUCAUCAAGACGGACAAAGAUCAGAAGAUGGAAACGGUGGAGGAGAAACACAAAACUAACCACACAGACGAACAGACAACCAUAGGAGAAAACACUGAAGCUCUGGACAAAAACAAAGAUGUGGGUAAAUCAGAGAAAACUGACAAGGAUGAAGCCGUUCACAAGGUAGAAUUGCCAGUGAAAGUUGAGAAGAUUGAACAAAAAACGACUAAAGAUGAGACUGAAGAAGCUGAUAAAAAGAUGGAGCUGAAGACGGAAGAAGUGAAAGUCGAGGAGAGCAAGUCAGAUCAGAAAGCGGAGAAAGAUAAAGAAGAACAGGUGAAGGAAGUGGAAAAGGAGAAAGCAGAACAGAAGACCGAACAACACCAAACAGAAAAGGACAAAGUAGAACAGAAAACAGAAAAGAUUGAGCCGACUGACAAGAAACCUGCCAAAGCUGAGAAGGACGAGAAAACCCAAAAAACAGCUGCUAAACCCAAAACUGCGCUGACCAACAGUGCUCCUGGAAAAGACCUGACUAGUCCUGAGAAGAAGAGCAAGCCUGUCACCAGUGCAACCAAACCUAGCUCUGCCAAGCCCCGGCUAAGCUCCGCCUCCAGUGCUACAGCCCCGCCCAAGCGUCCCACCCCCACCUCAGCACCCCUCAGCAAAAAAGCCCCAGUGCUCAAAGCAGCUGCCCCAGCCGCUGGCACCAAACGACCCCCCACAGCGUCCAGCACAGUGACCAGAGAGGUCAAGCCCAAGACGGCUGUCCCAAAGACCUCUGUCGCUCUGGCUCGACCCCCUGCAGACAAACCUGUGACCGCAGCACGCACUUCCACAAUAACCUCACGCACCACCGCUAGCGCAGCGGCAGCACGACGCCCCGUCACAAAGACUGAGAGCAAACCAGGAGACGAAAAGAAACCAAGCACACUGAAAACCACAGAUGCGUCCCGCUCUAAACCUGCGCAACUCAAAGCCUCCACCACAACAACAAGCAGCGCUCGCCCUCGCAGCACCAAGACCCCCGUCUCCAGCAGCAGCACAGCAGCAGCUGCACCUCGACCCGCCUCCACCUCCAGCACCACACCACGGCCCAGCUCCACCUCCACCUCCACACCGGCACACCACGCCAGAAACAUCCGCUCCAAGAUCGGCUCCACAGACAACAUCAAAUACCAGCCUGGAGGAGGAAAGGUCACGGUGUCUCAGAGCAGGACAGACGCUCAGAGCUCGUCCUCCAAAGAGACCAGCCAGGCCAAAGUUCACAUAGUCUCCAAAAAAGUGGACUACAGUCACGUGACUUCUCGCUUGGGCUCCAAGGACAAUAUCAAACAUGUUCCUGGUGGCGGGAACGUCCAGAUUCUCAACAAGAAGGUUGACUUGAGUAAAGUGACCUCAAAGUGUGGCUCCAAAGCCAACAUCAAAUAUAAACCAGGUGGAGGCGACGUCAAGAUCGAGAGCCGUAAGGUCAACUUUAAAGAUAAAGCUCAGUCCAAGGUGAGCUCGAUGGAUAAUGUCAAUCACGAGCCCGGAGGCGGGAAAGUUAAGGCUGAGGGGGUGCAGGAGACUGCUGAGGGCAGCGGGGCUCCCUCUAGUGGUGUUUCAGCAGGCCCUGCCCAAGAGAAUGGGCUGAAGGAGGGCGCCCCCUGCAGGAGUGAGGAGCUCCGGGACCCACAGGGUCUGGACUCACUCAUCCCUGAAACAAGCAUCUAACUCGACUUUUUGCUAUCACUCUGCCCUCUUCAUUUCCCCCCCGACCGCUUCCUCUCCUCCCCUUCUUUAUGUCCUGUCUUUCUCCACACUCUGUGAUGCAGAUUGAGUGUUUCAAGCUAAACUUCCGCGAG
Molecule: messenger RNA, 4714 nt
Organism: Carassius carassius (crucian carp)
Lineage: Eukaryota; Metazoa; Chordata; Actinopteri; Cypriniformes; Cyprinidae
Product: microtubule-associated protein 4-like
Exons: 20
Coding region: 156-4583 (1475 amino acids)
Biological process (GO): microtubule cytoskeleton organization; neuron projection development
Cellular component (GO): neuron projection
Molecular function (GO): microtubule binding
Source: RefSeq, a predicted model, not a curated record